Scleropages formosus (Asian bonytongue) is the source of this 811-nucleotide messenger RNA. It is a transcript of the gene ppiab, whose product is annotated as peptidylprolyl isomerase Ab (cyclophilin A). Bases 111 to 605 code for a protein of 164 amino acids. NCBI's taxonomy places the organism in Eukaryota, Metazoa, Chordata, Actinopteri, Osteoglossiformes, Osteoglossidae. Gene Ontology annotation, molecular function: peptidyl-prolyl cis-trans isomerase activity; cyclosporin A binding. The transcript has 5 exons. Gene Ontology annotation, biological process: protein peptidyl-prolyl isomerization; protein folding; response to hypoxia. The record is from RefSeq and is a predicted model, not a curated record. Gene Ontology annotation, cellular component: cytoplasm.
GCUCGGGGCACGCGCGUCCUGUUGUGACAAAGCUGCGGCACAAUUCUGGCAGCGGUAACCGAACACACAUUUGGCACUUACCUGAAGAGGAAAAACUGUCAAACAUCAGCAUGGCCAAUCCGAAAGUCUUCUUUGACAUCACUGUCAACGGCAGCCCUCUCGGCAGGAUUUUCAUGGAGCUGCGGUCUGACGUCGUCCCAAAGACGGCAGAGAACUUCCGCGCCUUGUGCACUGGAGAGAAGGGCUUUGGCUACAAAGGGUCGAGCUUCCACCGUGUCAUCCCUAAUUUCAUGUGCCAGGGCGGUGACUUCACCAACCACAAUGGAACCGGGGGCAAGUCCAUUUACGGGGAGAAGUUUAACGACGAGAACUUCACCCUGAAGCACGAAGGACUGGGCACGCUCUCCAUGGCCAACGCGGGACCGAACACCAACGGCUCCCAGUUCUUCAUCUGCACGGCCGACACAGCCUGGCUCGACGGAAAGCACGUGGUCUUCGGGAAGGUUGUGGAAGGGAUGGACAUCGUGAAGAAAGUGGAGUCUUACGGCACCCAAAGUGGCAAGUGCACAGCCAAGAUCUUGAUCGCCAACUGUGGGCAGCUCUGAAGGCCAGCCUUGCGCCGUCACCCAAAGUCAACAUUCCCAGCCAGAUGUUAUAUUGCUCCUCCCCCAUUUCUCCUUUUAGGUUUAUCUGUUCCUUGUCAGAACCUACCGUGUUUGGUUUACCUUUGGUUUCCUUUGGUUUUUGAGAGUCCAGCAGGACCAAAAAUGUUGAUCAAAUUCCGAAAUAAAUUGGGAACAACUUCCUUAAA